CGGCCGAAAUCCUUUUGUACUUCCUGGUCUGCGGCUGGAAGAAUGACGCGUAACUAAGUUGGCUGGUUUCUGGUUCUUUUAGAAGCACCUGAACAAUUUAGUAUAAACAAGCACGUCGUGGGGGAUUUUGUAGUUUAUUUAAUUUAUUCUGGGGCGUUGAAAACCGCGUACUUGUGGGAUGGGGAAUGCCCGGUUGAUGGGCUGUUAGGUGCACGUUUUAAGUUUACGGCAUACAAACUGUCACUCUGCACUGAGUUACAGAUGUCUUCCUGGUGGCAUGGGCUACUAAGGAGCGUGUAACUUAAAAUGUGAUUCACAUGUUCUGCAUUGAUUUAGUAGUAAUUUCUCGAGUGUGUAAAUUAUUUUAUGAUGCAUUCCUGCAGCCAGAUGUGUGCAUAUUCGUUAAUAGUACUGUAUGCCUUGCCACUCUUGCAGUUUGCACAUGGAUAUAACGUUUAUUUUUCUCUGUACGUAUGUGAAGUAGCACGCAGUAGGGCAAUCGCUGUUUAAAGUUUUAUUUUUUCUUGCUGGUGUUUGCUGCCCUUUUCAGUCCAUUUGUGAGUUAGCUCCAGCUGAAUAGCUAUCUUCACACACGCAUAAUUUUGUUAUGCUCACACAUGGGUGCGCAUUUUCUUAACCAGCUGCUUGGCAUAGUUUCCUUACCAUGGGUUUGCUCUGGGUUUGUUUGGUAAUUGCUGUCCCCUUGUCUGUCAGCUACAUGAACGCAGUGGGCAUUACGAAGGAGGACAUGCCACAUUACAGGGAAAGAGUUAAAUCCAUGUUCUACCAUGCAUACAAUAGUUACCUAGACAAUGCCUUUCCUUAUGAUGAACUGCGACCUUUGACAUGUGAUGGACAUGACACAUGGGGCAGUUUUUCUCUUACUCUUAUUGAUGCCUUGGACACACUUUUGGUUUUAGGAAACAAAACUGAAUUUCAGAGGGUUGUGCAACUGCUGGAGAAUACUUUGGAUUUUAACAUCAAUGUUAAUGCCUCUGUGUUCGAAACAAACAUUAGAGUGGUUGGAGGUUUAUUGUCAGCUCACUUACUUUCCAAGAAAGCUGGAGUUGAAGUGGACACUGGGUGGCCGUGUACUGGACCUCUUCUCCAAAUGGCUGAAGCAGCAGCUCGAAAACUUUUACCAGCUUUCCAUACCCCCACAGGAAUGCCAUAUGGGACGGUCAACCUGAUGUAUGGCGUGAAUCCAUCUGAAACACCAGUCACAUGUACUGCUGGUAUUGGUACAUUUAUACUAGAAUUUGCUGCACUGAGUCGGUUGACUGGGGACCCAGUUUUUGAAAACACAGCUCGGAAAGCCCUUAAUGAGUUAUGGAAAUGCCGUUCUGAUAUUGGUCUGGUGGGGAAUCACAUUGAUGUGGUAAGUUCCAAAUGGGUGGCCCAGGAUGCUGGCAUAGGAGCUGGAGUGGAUUCAUACUUUGAAUAUCUGGUGAAAGGUGCCAUUCUUUUACAAGAUGAAAAACUCAUGGCAAUGUUUUUAGAAUAUAACAAAGUCAUCCAGAACUACACCAAGUUUGAUGACUGGUACUUGUGGGUUCAGAUGCACAAAGGAACAGUCUCUAUGCCCAUCUUUCAGUCUCUUGAUUCUUACUGGCCUGGUUUGCAGAGCCUUAUUGGAGAUGUAGACAAUGCAGUGAAAACAUUUCUCAAUUACUAUACAGUCUGGAAGCAGUUUGGAGGUCUGCCCGAAUUUUACAGCAUUCCGCACAGCUAUACAGUUGAUAAGCGAGAAGGAUAUCCUCUGCGGCCAGAACUGAUAGAAAGUGCAAUGUACUUGUAUCGAGCAACUGGGGACCCUAUCCUUUUAGAACUGGGUAGAGAUGCUGUAGAGUCCAUUGAAAAGAUCUGUAAAGUGGAGUGUGGCUAUGCAAGUAUUAAGGACCUGAGAGACCACAGACUGGAUAAUCGCAUGGAAUCAUUUUUUCUUGCUGAAACUGUAAAAUACUUGUAUCUCCUUUUUGACCCAGACAACUUCUUGCAUAAUGAUGGUUCAGCCUUUGACACUGUUAGCACACCUUAUGGAGAAUGCGUCAUUGAUGCAGGUGGCUAUAUCUUUAACACAGAAGCCCAUCCUUUAGACCCGGCUGCCCUGCACUGCUGCAGCCAACACCGCAGUGAGCGCUGGGAGGUAGAAGACCUAAUACAACAGUUUUAUUCCUCACGUACUGGCAUGAACAAGCCAACUACCACAAAAGAAAAAAAUGUGCAGACAAUGAAACAAAAGAAGGAAGAUCAAGACAUUAGUGCCACAUUUCAGAAGCACAGAAACAAGAGAUCUCCUGCACCCCUGAGCUGCCCAGCUCAGUCAUUUACUGCUAGACUUGCAAUAAUGGGUCAAGUAUUCUUAGAUAAUAGAUAGUAUUCUGUUAAAUUAAUAUGACUGUAUUUGAUUUUCUGUUGUAAUAAAUUUAAAUUUUCUUUUAAUUAUCA
Messenger RNA from Protopterus annectens (West African lungfish), 2448 nucleotides. Its product is annotated as ER degradation-enhancing alpha-mannosidase-like protein 2. Gene Ontology annotation, molecular function: mannosyl-oligosaccharide 1,2-alpha-mannosidase activity; calcium ion binding. Bases 665 to 2377 code for a protein of 570 amino acids. The record is from RefSeq and is a predicted model, not a curated record. Gene Ontology annotation, cellular component: endoplasmic reticulum; membrane. The transcript has 11 exons. NCBI's taxonomy places the organism in Eukaryota, Metazoa, Chordata, Ceratodontiformes, Protopteridae. Gene Ontology annotation, biological process: mannose trimming involved in glycoprotein ERAD pathway; endoplasmic reticulum mannose trimming; carbohydrate metabolic process.